AUGCGAUCAGUGUACGCUCGGGCACUUCAAACUUCCUUGACAAAAUCUUACACGGUGGCCACCCUUCCUGACGGAGAUGUUGGGUUCCGUCAGUCCGUCGAUCAAUAUUACGACCGGGCCGCCCUGAUUUUAGAAGAUAGAUUAGUAGAAUCGUUCGGCGAUCGGACUCCAGAGAGAGAGAGAAGACGCAAAGUGAAUGGAAUGUUGAAUAUAAUUAAACCGUGUAAUACAUUUCUUUCUAUGACAUUCCCGAUCAAAAGAGACAAUGGCGACUAUGAACUUAUCACAGCCUGGAGGGCCCAACACAGUCAUCAUCGAAAACCAUGCAAAGGAGGAAUCAUAUUCAGUGACAAGAUAGAUGCUGAAUAUGUGAAAGCCAAUGCAGCCCUAACCACGUAUAAAUUGGCGUGUGUUGGGGUCCCAUUUGGAGGUGCACACGCCGGAGUGCAAAUCGACCCUACCAAAUAUUCAGAUGUCGAAUUGGAGAAAAUUGUUCGAAGGCUGACGAUUGAAAUGGCUAAGAGAAGCUUCAUCGGCCCAGCCAUAGAUGUACCUGCCCCGGAUUUAGGGGCCACGGAUCUUAUGAUGAGUUAUAUGGCAGACACCUACAAGUCGACAUUAGGUCACAUGGACCUCAAUGCCAUAGCAACAGUCACUGCCAAGGCAAUCUCUCAGGGCGGUAUUAGGGGGCGAGAUGCUGCUAUUGGACUGGGCAUCUACUACGGCCUUCGAACUUUUAUGAAAGAGGCCCUUUAUUUAUCUUCAGUGGGCCUAACACCUGGCUUCUACAACAAGACCUUUAUAGUGCAGGGGUUCGGGCACGUGGGCCUACAUACGGCAAAGUUGUUGCACAGUGCCGGGGCCAGGUGUAUUGGGGUGGAGGAAGUGGGAGGGGCCAUCUACAACGAUGAAGGGAUUAACCCCGAUGAGUUGGAAGAGUAUUAUAAAGAGCACAAAACUUUGGUGGGUUUUCCAGGGGCGGCGGCCUACUCCGGUGACUCCAUCUUGGAAGAGGAAUGCGACAUUCUCUGCCCUUGCGCCACUCAUGACGUCAUACACAGCGGAAAUGUCGGCCACAUCAAGGCCAAGGUCAUUGCAGAGGGAGCCAAUGGGCCCAUCACGCCUCAGGCUUACCAAGUUUUGUUGGAAAGUAACAAAUUAGUUCUGCCUGACUUGUUCAUUAACAGCGGAGCGGUGAUUGUUUCCUACCUUGAGUGGCUAAAGAACAUCAGGCACGUCAGCUUCGGCAGGCUGACCUUUAAAUACACCAAAGAUACUAAUUAUAUGUUACUAGAUAGCGUUCAGAAAUCUCUGGAAAGAAUUUUUGGUCGGAAGCCUGGUUCAAUCCCAGUGACUCCUAGUGAACAAUUCGGAAAGAGAAUUGCUGGUGCAUCAGAGACGGACAUUGUAUAUUCUAGUCUGGAAUACACUAUUGAAAAUGCGUCCAGGGACCUAAUGUCGAACGCCCAGAAAUACGACUUGGGACUCGACCUGAGAACAGCUGCCUACAUAACCGCCCUUGAGAAAAUUUUUGAAGUUUAUAAGGAGGCCGGACUAACCCUGGCAUGA
Helobdella robusta is the source of this 1569-nucleotide messenger RNA. RefSeq lists its product as hypothetical. Bases 1 to 1569 code for a protein of 522 amino acids. Gene Ontology annotation, molecular function: L-glutamate dehydrogenase (NAD+) activity. The transcript has 10 exons. The record is from RefSeq and is a predicted model, not a curated record. Lineage: Eukaryota; Metazoa; Annelida; Clitellata; Rhynchobdellida; Glossiphoniidae. Gene Ontology annotation, cellular component: mitochondrion. Gene Ontology annotation, biological process: L-glutamate catabolic process.